This is a messenger RNA of Chlorella variabilis, 1000 nucleotides long. RefSeq lists its product as hypothetical. Gene Ontology annotation, biological process: protein modification process. Gene Ontology annotation, molecular function: protein-L-isoaspartate (D-aspartate) O-methyltransferase activity. The coding region runs from base 1 to 714 and encodes 237 amino acids. The record is from RefSeq and is a predicted model, not a curated record. NCBI's taxonomy places the organism in Eukaryota, Viridiplantae, Chlorophyta, Trebouxiophyceae, Chlorellales, Chlorellaceae. The transcript is spliced from 7 exons. Gene Ontology annotation, cellular component: cytoplasm.
AUGGCCUACCGGACGCUGGCUGGCUCGCAGUCGGGCCUGGUGGACAAUCUGAUAGAGGUUGGGGUUGUCCGAUCGCCGGAGGUGGAGGCGGUGCUGCGCUCGAUCGACCGCAGGCACUUUGCAGAGGGCGCAGACUGGGCGUACAUGGAUGCGCCGCAGUCGAUCGGCUACGCCGCCACCAUCAGCGCGCCGCACAUGCACGCCUAUGCGCUGGAGCUGCUGCUAGACCAGCUGAGGCCGGGGGCCAAGGUGCUGGAUGUGGGCAGCGGCACCGGGUACCUGACCGCCGCGUUUGCCAAGCUGGUGAGCCGCGGCGGCGCGCCGGGCAAGGCGGUGGGCAUUGAGCACAUCCCCGAGCUGCAGCGCCAGGCGGAGCAGAACAUUGGCAGGGACGAGGCGCUGGCGCAGAUGAUGAGGCAGGGCCACCUGGCGCUGGUGGUGGGCGAUGGGCGCAAGGGGUACCCCGCCGAGGCGCCGUACGAUGCCAUCCACGUGGGGGCAGCUGCGCCGCGGCUGCCGCAGGAGCUGGUGGAGCAGCUGGCUCCGGGCGGGCGCAUGGUGGUGCCUGUGGGCCCCGAGGGCGGCAUGCAGUCGCUGGCGGUUGUGGACAAGGGCGCGGAUGGGAGCGUGCGUCGCCGCAAUGCCAUGAACGUCGCCUAUGUGCCUCUCACUAGCAAGGACCACCAGCUGGGGUCUGCCUCUGACAGCGAUUGAGCUCAGGGCAGGCGCCCGCAGUCAGUCCAGCCCAGCCUGUCGCCGCACCUCGCUGUGGCGGCCCGCUGGCUCCAAGCCGCCCGAGGCUCGGGCCGCACCUCUAAGCCUGUAACCGUUGCCUCUGCUUUCAUUAUGCAUUUGCAUGCUUCUGUAUUUGACUCUGCCCUGCUUCUGCUGCUCCAGCUGUUUGUUCUUGUGUCCAGCCUCCCGCCCCGGGCGGGAGCCCUGCCUCCCGCUGCCUGCCGCCACGGCCAUGCAUUUCUCUUGCAACACCAGUUUACAGCUC